AUGUCAGAAGCAGCAGAGAGAUUCGCCCAAUUCAAACUUGUCCUCUUAGGAGAAAGUGCCGUGGGGAAAUCAUCAAUUGUACAUAGAUUUGUCAAGAAUACCUUCGAUAACAUGCGUGAGUCUACCAUCGGGGCCGCCUUUUUAACCCAAUCAGUGCACCUUGCAGAGUCCAAUACUACCGUUAAGUUUGAAAUUUGGGACACCGCUGGCCAAGAACGUUACAAGCUGUUGGCGCCAAUGUACUACCGUAAUGCCAACGCAGCACUUUGUGUUUACGAUAUCACUAGUCGCUCGUCGUUUAGCAAGGCCCAGGAUUGGAUCAAAGAAUUGAAAAAGCAGGCUCCCGAGGGGAUCGUAAUCUGUCUUGUGGGAAACAAAGUAGACUUAAAAGAUGAAAGAGAGGUUGAUGAACAGGAAGUCGCUGAAUACGUAGAAGAGUUAAAUCAAGAACAGUCGUCUGCUGGAGCACCAGCUGGUAAGGUCAUUCUAGCAGAAUGUUCGGCAAAGUCUGGUGAUGGUGUUUUGGAGACAUUUAACGUUAUCGCUAGAGCUUUACCCGUUGAAGAUGCAGUCGGAGGUGCCCGUAACAGACAAUUAAGGAACAAAAGAUCCAGUGGCGUUGACUUGUCUAGAGGCAGACAACAGCAACAGCUGCAAGCAGCAUCGAGCUGCUGUUAG
This is a messenger RNA of Dujonia railenensis, 678 nucleotides long. The record is from the annotation of a GenBank genome assembly. Lineage: Eukaryota; Fungi; Ascomycota; Pichiomycetes; Serinales; Debaryomycetaceae.